Astyanax mexicanus (Mexican tetra) is the source of this 4681-nucleotide messenger RNA. It is a transcript of the gene col28a2a, whose product is annotated as collagen, type XXVIII, alpha 2a. The coding region runs from base 171 to 3926 and encodes 1251 amino acids. Gene Ontology annotation, molecular function: serine-type endopeptidase inhibitor activity. The record is from RefSeq and is a predicted model, not a curated record. Lineage: Eukaryota; Metazoa; Chordata; Actinopteri; Characiformes; Acestrorhamphidae. The transcript is spliced from 36 exons.
UAGGGCUCCAUUCACUAAUCCAGCCUCAAUAUGCCCACUCCUACUGCACACACACACAGCUAAGAGGAUCCAAACCAGACCAGCACCUGCCUCUCUCUCUCUCUCUCUCUGACUCAACACAACGGAAACACAGCACACAUCUGCACAGUCAUUCUGCAGGAGCGUCAGCCAUGUGUGCUCGGGCGAGCUGGCUGCUCUUGCUGACAGGCCUGCUGGGGGUGUGUGCUCAGGAGUACUAUGAAGAACGGAUGGGAGGGAAAAGAACCCGGGUCAGAGUGAUUCCAGCAAACCUGCAGAAACAUGAUGGACAAGCCAUCUUGGACGAGGACUGUGGUCUUGAGCUGGCUUUCCUUGUCGACAGCUCAGAAAGUGCCAAGGGCCACCACCAGCAGGAGAAGCAGUUUGCUAUGGACAUUGUAGACGGCCUGCAGAGCAUCCGUCUGGAGACAGGGCGCAAACUGAGCUGGAGAGUCGCCCUCCUUCAGUACAGCAGUCACGUCGCCAUCGAGCAAACUCUCCAGCAAUGGAGGGGCUCAGAAAGCUUCAAAUCCAGCAUCGCUCCCAUGGCCUACAUUGGUCACGGCACCUACACCACCUACGCCAUCACCAACAUGACCAAAAUCUUUUUGGAGGAGUCCAGCCCAGACAGAAUUAAAAUUGCACUACUAUUUACAGACGGGGUCUCCCACCCGAGAAACCCUGAUAUCUUCUCAGCCACAGCUGAUGCCAAGAACCAGGGAGUGAAGUUCUUCACCAUUGGUAUCACCCACAUUGCCAACGAGCCAACCAACGUAGCCCAGCUGAGGCUGCUGGCCAACACGCCCGCCUCUCGAUUCCUCCAUAACCUGCAGGACAUAAACAUCAAAGAGAAAAUCCUCACUGAGAUUGCUCAACUAGCAGAAGACGGGUGUCCAGUGGCUCAGAAAUGCUCGUGUGAGAAGGGUGAGAAAGGACCCAGUGGCCCAGCGGGAAAGAAGGGUCGCCCAGGUGAAGAUGGAGCCCCAGGUCUUAAAGGUCAAAAGGGUGAGGGUGGCUUGAGUGGACUUCCCGGUCGUGACGGCUCAGAGGGGAAACCUGGAUACAAAGGAGAAAAGGGAGACAGAGGGGAAUGUGGCACGCCAGGAAUCAAGGGUGACAGAGGUCCAGAUGGUCCUGUUGGCACAAGAGGAAUUAGAGGUUUACAGGGUUUACCAGGACCACAAGGUGACAUUGGACCAGAAGGCCCACUGGGCAAAAAGGGUGAACGUGGUCCACCUGGCCCUCCUGGCCUUCAGGGCGAAACUGGAAUCGGACUUCCAGGACCAAAGGGUGAUAUGGGAUUUCAGGGGAGAGCAGGUCCUCCUGGCCCACCUGGAAUUGGAGAACAUGGCCCACCUGGACCUCAAGGACCACAGGGUGUUCAAGGAGAGAAAGGACCACAGGGAGAAGGAUUUCCUGGACCAAAGGGUGACCGGGGUCCCGAGGGGCCGAGGGGUCCUAGAGGACAGCAAGGCGUUGGAAUCAAAGGAGAAAAGGGUGAGCUUGGGUCUCCAGGACUUCCUGGUCCCCUUGGACUUACUGGAAUUGGCAUCCAAGGAGAGAAGGGUGUAGAGGGUCCUAGGGGGCCUCCAGGAAUUAGAGGACCACCAGGAGAGGGCCUUCCUGGACCAAAGGGUGACCAAGGAUUACCAGGAGAGAUUGGAGGCCCAGGAGAGAGAGGCAUCGGAGAGCCAGGACAUAAGGGCGAGCCUGGUUCUGCGGGUUUUGCAGGUUUACCUGGGCUUCCUGGAGAGGAUGGCGCUCCAGGCCAAAAGGGUGAGCCUGGUGCACAAGGUCUGAGGGGAGCUGAAGGAACACCAGGAAUUGGCACCCAAGGAGAGAAGGGAGACCAAGGUCAGAGGGGCAUCAGAGGAUUACCAGGACCACCUGGCAUUUCUGGCCCUUCAGGAGCCAAGGGAGAGCCUGGAACACCAGGGCGGCUGGGCAUGCCAGGACUUCCUGGGCGUGCUAUUGCAGGACCAAAGGGUGACCUAGGACCUUCUGGUCCUCCUGGGCCUAUUGGAGAAACUGGCUAUGGCCUCCCAGGUCCUAAGGGUGAUCGUGGCAAUCCAGGCCCCCCUGGGCCAUUUGGGCCAAAAGGUGAAGGAUUUCCUGGACCAACGGGUCUUCCGGGUCUUCCAGGUCUUCCAGGAGAGCCUGGUCCCGAAGGUAUUGGCUUUCCAGGACCAAAGGGUGACGUUGGUUUCAGAGGACUGCCUGGUUUGCCAGGACCACCAGGCGAGGGGCUGCCAGGUCCACAAGGUAAUCAAGGAAGACCAGGGCCACUAGGACCAGCUGGGCCCCAAGGAGAGGGCAUUCAAGGCCCAAAAGGAGACCAUGGUGCACCAGGUGUCACCGGACCAAGGGGACCUGCAGGGGAAGGACUCUCAGGGCCUAAGGGUGAUAGAGGUCUACAGGGUGAGAGAGGAAUGAAGGGCAUUAAGGGUGACAUGGGUGACCCUGGAGAUGCUGGAUUGCCUGGAAGACCUGGAGUAAAAGGGGAAAUGGGUCUUACAAGAGAGGAUAUCAUUAAACUGAUCAAGGAGAUUUGUGGCUGUGGCAUUAAGUGUAAGGAGAGGCCAAUGGAGCUGGUGUUUGUGAUUGACAGCUCAGAAAGUGUUGGCCCAGAAAACUUUGAGAUCAUAAAGGACUUUGUCACAGCCCUGGUGGACCGCGUGACAGUAGGCCGGAAUGCCACGCGGAUCGGCCUCGUGCUCUACAGUCUGGACGUCCACCUGGAGUUCAACCUGGCACGAUACAUGACCAAGCAAGAUGUGAAACAGGCUAUCAGGAAGAUGCCCUACAUGGGAGAAGGUACCUACACUGGCACUGCCAUUCGCAAGGCCACACAGGAUGCUUUUUACAGUGCUCGCAGUGGUGUCCGCAAAGUGGCCAUUGUUCUCACAGACGGCCAGGCGGACAAGAGAGAGCCUGUCAAACUGGACAUUGCAGUGCGUGAGGCCCAUGCUGCUAAUAUUGAAAUGUAUGCUAUUGGUAUCGUUAACACAACGGACCCCACUCAGGCAGAGUUCCUUAGGGAGCUGAACCUCAUUGCUUCUGAUCCAGACACUGAACACAUGUACCUCAUUGAUGACUUCAAUACUUUGCCUGCUUUGGAGUCCAAGCUCGUCAGUCAGUUUUGUGAGGAUGAGAAUGGAGCGCUCAUCUACAACCGCAUCACCAACGGGGUCAACGGACAGAAUAAACACAACGGGUUCAGACACAAUGGUUAUGAAAACCAUCCGGACAUUUUAUAUGGAAAUAAUGGCUAUGGAAGUACACAUCAGGAACAUCUGGACCGGACACAAUUUCACCCUCAGACCCAUGUCAGAAACAGAGGAGACACUUUCACUUUACCAAUUAACCCAGCUCCACUCAGUACUCAGGUCAAAGUAGAGGAUGACUAUGAUGAAGGAGAAGAUUUAGACAUAGAGACUCACCUACGAACAGCCAGCAAAGUAACUGUGGUUAACAAAACUGUUCCACCUGAACAGCCUGCGGUUGAAACAAGUAGAACUUCUCACUCCAGCAUUACAGUGUCAUCACUGCCAGCCUCGCCUUCAUCCUCCUCCUCAUCAUCAUCAUCAACACUGUUGUCAUCCUCAUCUUCUUCAUCUUCUACAUCGUCAGUGGUGUCCUCAUCCCAAACAGGAUCAGUUACAUCUACUUCUGUUCGUGUGAAGGAGGAGCCGCAGCGUCCUGUUGUAAUCACAACCCCUCUGGAUCCCCGCUGCUCACUGAGCCUGAAUCAGGGUCCCUGCAGAGAAUACCUCAUCCGCUGGUACUAUGAUAAAGCGGCAAACUCUUGUGCACAGUUCUGGUAUGGAGGAUGUGAGGGCAACGAGAACCGUUUUGAGACGGAGGCCGAGUGCAAGAAAACAUGUGUUCACACUUCUAUAGUGGGCUAAGCUGGAAAACAAAAAGGGACUGACAGCAUUUUCACAGUGAGCCAAAGGAAAUGGACUAAAGUGAUGCUAUCACUUCAUCAAAGAUGAUUAGUCCCAGUGAUUUCAUGAGUGUUGGUUUUACUUAUUCAUCCAUUCUGACUUAUAAUAGCCCUCUUCAGAUUUAAUAGUAAAAUAUAUUUUAUCAUCUUUAAAAAAUCCCCAAGUAUUUAUAUUUCUUAUGUGAAAGAAAUGUCUCAAUAAGGAUAGAUUACAAUUCUGAUCUAUUUUUUGUUUUUAUGAAGUAGCUCUACCUGUUUCUCGUACGUGUACUAAACCAGUAGCUCAUCUCCUCUGAUAUACCUCAACAUACAGAUCUUUCUCUUCAUACACAGUAGGCGAUUCUGUUUUAAUGAGAUUUUAGACAUGAAAAGUUAGACAAAAUGUUCUGUCAAUAUUCCCAUUCUAUAAAGUUUAAUAUGUACUUUCAUAUGCAAAUAACUGUACAAAUACAACAUCAUACAUUAUCAAUUGUCAUAUACAUAUGAACUUUGUUUUUACAAAAACAGACACGCUGCUGCAGUUACUAUAAUCUAAUAUGGAAAAUCUAGACAGUAGUUUUUUUUAUGAUGGAAUAAAUGAUCUCUGUUGUGUUUGAAUUGUUUAAAGGCUUUUAUAUUGAAAAUUGAUGUGAUUCAUUUGAGAGACAGAUAUUUUGAGUACAAUCUGUAUAACUAAUGCUUUUGUACUUUUUUUAAAUAAAUGAAAUAUUUGGUUAA